AUGGUUGUUAGAAGUUAUAACGAAGAACUUAAAUAUUUAGAAAAAAUAAAUCCACACUGUUGGAAAAUUAAAAAAGGCUUUCAACCUAAUAUGAACGUUGAAGGCGUUUUCUACGUCAACAAUACACUAGAAAAACUAAUGUUAGAUGAGUUAAAAAACUCUUGUCGGCCCGGCAUGACCGGAGGGUUUCUUCCUGGUGUUAAACAAAUAGCAAAUGUUGCAGCAUUGCCAGGAAUUGUAGGACGAUCUGUUGGCCUGCCAGACAUACACUCAGGAUAUGGAUUUGCUAUAGGUAAUAUGGCUGCAUUUGAUACAUCUGAUCCCAAGUCAAUAGUCUCACCUGGAGGUGUGGGUUUUGAUAUUAACUGUGGUGUACGUCUUUUACGAACUAACUUGCAUGAAAAAGAUGUUCAGCCAAUUAAAGAACAAUUAGCACAAAGUUUAUUUGAUCAUAUCCCUGUUGGGGUAGGGUCUAAAGGUAUCAUUCCCAUGAAUGCUAGAGACAUGGAAGAAGCUUUAGAAAUGGGUAUGGACUGGUCUCUAAGGGAAGGAUAUGUUUGGGCUGAGGACAAAGAGCAUUGUGAGGAAUAUGGGAGAAUGCUCAACGCAGACCCAUCUAAAGUAAGUCUAAGGGCAAAGAAAAGAGGCUUACCACAGUUAGGAACUCUAGGAGCUGGAAACCAUUAUGCUGAGAUACAAGUUGUUGAUGAAAUUUAUGAUAAAUUUGCUGCUGGAAAAAUGGGUUUGGAGAGAAUUGGGCAAGUUUGUGUAAUGAUUCAUUCAGGAAGUAGAGGGUUUGGACAUCAAGUGGCAACAGAUGCGCUUGUGCAGAUGGAGAAAGCCAUGAAAAGAGAUCAAAUUGAUGUUAAUGAUAGGCAAUUAGCUUGUGCCAGAAUAAAUUCAGUUGAGGGUCAAGAUUAUUUAAAAGCUAUGGCAGCAGCAGCCAACUUUGCUUGGGUCAAUCGUAGUUCAAUGACCUUUCUAACUCGUCAAGCAUUUUCGAAGCAAUUUAAACUGGCACCUGAUGAUUUAGAUAUGCAUGUUAUUUAUGAUGUUUCACAUAAUGUUGCUAAAAUUGAAGAGCAUGUUGUCGAUGGUAAAGUAAAAACUUUACUUGUGCAUAGAAAGGGUUCUACGAGAGCAUUUCCUCCACAUCAUCCACUAAUACCAGUAGAUUAUCAGUUAACUGGGCAACCUGUGCUCAUCGGAGGAUCUAUGGGCACAUGUAGUUAUGUGCUUACUGGUACGCAACAGGGCAUGACAGAAACAUUCGGAUCCACUUGUCACGGGGCUGGUCGCGCUCUUUCUCGUGCUAAAUCGAGGCGUAACAUUGAUUACACAGAUGUAUUAAAUAAAUUGGAAAGUAUGGGAAUUUCUAUAAGAGUAGCCUCCCCUAAAUUGGUCAUGGAAGAAGCACCAGAGUCUUACAAAAAUGUCACUGAUGUUGUAAACACUUGUCACGCUGCUGGCAUUAGUAAAAAGUCUGUUAAACUACGUCCUAUUGCCGUAAUUAAAGGUUAAUUUGCCAUGUUAAAUUAUUUAUAUAUCAAUGCAUUUAGCAGUUUCGUGAAAGUAAAUUUUUUAUACUUGAGUAA
Molecule: messenger RNA, 1595 nt
Organism: Melitaea cinxia (Glanville fritillary)
Lineage: Eukaryota; Metazoa; Arthropoda; Insecta; Lepidoptera; Nymphalidae
Gene: RtcB
Product: RNA-splicing ligase RtcB homolog
Exons: 5
Coding region: 1-1521 (506 amino acids)
Biological process (GO): tRNA splicing, via endonucleolytic cleavage and ligation
Cellular component (GO): nucleus; tRNA-splicing ligase complex
Molecular function (GO): RNA ligase (ATP) activity
Source: RefSeq, a predicted model, not a curated record